This is a messenger RNA of Neolamprologus brichardi, 1317 nucleotides long. RefSeq names its product tetraspanin-5. NCBI's taxonomy places the organism in Eukaryota, Metazoa, Chordata, Actinopteri, Cichliformes, Cichlidae. The record is from RefSeq and is a predicted model, not a curated record. Gene Ontology annotation, cellular component: plasma membrane.
AUUACGGGUCAGAUAGGAGACCGUCGGUUUUAAUCUGGUUGACUUCAGUGUGGUUUAUUUCAGCGUUACACCUCUGAGGAUCUACGCAGGGUAAAAGCUGAGAUCUGUAGAGGGACGCCGACGGACUGUGAACGCUCCCCGACGGCUUCAUCUGCGACUUUUAUCCGCACAAAAUCAAGAUGGUGUUAAUAAUUAGACGCUAGAAACGGCGGCAUGUGUUGAGCCCGUAAAAAAAUAUAAUUAAAGGGUGUUUCCAGAGGAUCCCGGCUGCCAAACAUAGAACAGCUGCAAAUGUGAUUCCUGCUCGUUGCAGAGGCGGUGAAGGAAAAAAAAAAUCCAUCCAGAUGAUGUCAGGAAAGCAUUUCAAGGCUCACGAAGUGAGCUGCUGCAUCAAGUAUUUCAUUUUCGGAUUCAACAUUAUAUUCUGGUUCCUUGGAGUAGCGUUUCUUGCCAUUGGUUUGUGGGCAUGGAGUGAAAAGGGUGUUCUGUCCAACAUCUCAUCCAUCACUGACCUGGGGGGCUUUGACCCUGUCUGGCUCUUCCUUGUCGUGGGUGGUGUGAUGUUCAUUCUCGGGUUUGCUGGUUGCAUUGGAGCGCUGCGGGAAAACUCUUUCCUGCUCAAGUUUUUCUCCGUGUUCCUGGGCAUCAUUUUCUUUCUUGAGCUGACUGCUGGAGUCCUGGCCUUUGUCUUCAAAGACUGGAUCAAGGACCAGCUCAAUUUUUUCAUUAAUAACAACAUUCGGGCCUACAGAGAUGACAUUGAUCUGCAGAACCUGAUCGACUUCACCCAGGAAUAUUGGGAGUGUUGCGGAGCUUUUGGGGCUGAUGAUUGGAAUUUGAACAUCUACUUCAACUGUACUGAUUCAAACCCGAGUCGUGAGAAAUGUGGAGUGCCCUUUUCCUGCUGCACCAAAGAUCCAGCGGAGGACGUCAUUAACACUCAGUGUGGAUACGACAUCCGAGCAAAACCGGACUCUGACCAGAGGUCAUUCAUCUAUAUCAAAGGCUGCGUACCACAGUUUGAGAAGUGGCUUCAAGAUAACCUGACAGUGGUGGCAGGCAUAUUUAUUGGGAUUGCAUUACUGCAGAUUUUUGGCAUCUGUUUAGCGCAAAAUCUCGUGAGCGACAUCGAGGCUGUGAGAGAGAGUUGUUUGUUUACCUAAGACCUCCAGAGAGUUUUCAAAGGCAGGAAAGAUGUACAAGGACUCUGCGGCUCGGAUGCCAGUGUUGGAGGGAAGUACUUUAGUCACCUAAAUUGUGCAGUAUGAAGAGUCUCGCUCAUAUGUAAAUAGUAAAUUUAGAAUUAUUUUUAGAGUU